Bufo bufo (common toad) is the source of this 1104-nucleotide messenger RNA. RefSeq names its product 3-hydroxyacyl-CoA dehydratase 1 (gene HACD1). Gene Ontology annotation, molecular function: phosphatase activity; 3-hydroxyacyl-CoA dehydratase activity. Gene Ontology annotation, biological process: dephosphorylation; sphingolipid biosynthetic process; very long-chain fatty acid biosynthetic process. Bases 42 to 767 code for a protein of 241 amino acids. Gene Ontology annotation, cellular component: endoplasmic reticulum membrane. The record is from RefSeq and is a predicted model, not a curated record. Lineage: Eukaryota; Metazoa; Chordata; Amphibia; Anura; Bufonidae. The transcript is spliced from 7 exons.
UCACACUGCAGCCUGACCCCGCAGCCUGUGCCUGAGAAGCCAUGGCAUCAAGUGAGGACGAGGGCUCCGUGGAGGAGAAGGACAACACCAGGAAAAAACCCAUCGGAGCUGUGGCGACGGCAUGGCUCACCUUUUACAACAUUGCCAUGACUGCGGGGUGGUUGGUUCUUGCGAUCGCUAUGUGUCGCUGCUACAUGGGGAAGAGAACACACAAAGGGCUAUACAAGAGUAUUCAGAAGACACUUAAGUUUUUCCAGACGUUCGCUUUACUUGAGUUGGUUCAUUGCGCACUUGGAAUAGUGCGUACUUCGGUGCUAGUAACUGGGGUCCAAGUCAGUUCCAGAAUCUUCAUGGUCUGGUUUAUAACCAACAGCAUUAAACAGAUCCAGAAUGAAGAGAGCGUCCUUCUCUUCCUGGUGGUGUGGACUGUGACCGAGAUCACUCGAUAUUCCUACUACACGUUUAAUCUUCUCAAUCACUUGCCGUACUUCAUUAAAUGGGCCAGGUAUAAUUUAUUUAUUGUAUUGUAUCCCCUCGGCGUAGCGGGUGAACUCUUAACAAUUUAUGCUGCUUUACCGUAUGUGCGGAAGACGGGGAUGUACUCACUGAGGCUUCCGAACAAAUACAACGUGUCCUUCGACUACUACUACUUUCUCAUCGCUGUCAUGUGUUUCUAUGUACCACUGUUUCCCCAGCUAUAUUUUCAUAUGCUUCGUCAAAGAAGAAAAGUUCUGCACGGAGAAGUCUUUGUUGAAAAGGAUGAUUAACCCCAAAGAGCACAAUCUAUAGGACUCUCUUCAUACAACCAGCCUUGACCUCCAGAGUCAAAAUGCAGCAAAGGGCCUAUUGGUUUAAUAUCCUGGAUAACCUCAAACGACUUAACGCCUUCUGAUCCUACGUUCUGGCCUGUACCCUUCUUUUUUAUAGGUUGAAAUCAAGACCGACACUGACUCAUGCUCCCUUAAGUAUACAUGGUGCAUUGUGAUCUUUUUAUAGAAAGAAAACACAAAAGUGAAGCAACAACGAUUUGAAGCGCACUCUUUAUUUUUGUACUGUAUAUCUGUAUUGACCACAUGUCGGCAAAUAUAUAUGUCCUUCAACAGA